AGUGGGCGGGGCGACUGUUGUAGUCUUUUAGACAUGUCAACAACAUGCCGGAGUCCAGAAGUGAGGCAGAGACGGACGAGAAAGGAGAAACACCGUCUAAAAAUAUAAUUUCAGUAAUUUCUCAGUUCGCUGACGAUAAUUUAACCAUUGUCCGGAACAUCAGUACUGGACUAGCAAUUGCCGGGGUAAUAGUAAUAUCAAGGAGUAUUAAAUUGAUCACUAGGUUUGGAUUAGCCUCCGAGAUCCCAGCGAGGUUCAUAGAGAAGAAUGUGAGCCUCAGAGGGAGAGUCCAGACCAUCACAGAGACGGGACUGGAGGUGGAGCACAUCCCCAUCUACAUCCCUAUCCUCUCCCCCCUGUUGGCUAAAGGUGGUGGUCGUGUGUAUCCACUGGCUGUGCGCCUGGCGGGGGUGGAGCUGACCCCAGAGGGGAGGGUGUGGCUGGAGCAGCACCUGAGCCCGGCCCAGACGGUGUGGCUCAAACUGGUCAGCAGAGAGGAGGAGACACUGCACUGUCUGGUGUCUGUUAGCCGGGGGUCAUUGAGGAGUCUGUGUCUGAAUGAGGAGGUGUUGAGGUUGGGUCUGGCACGCACUGUCCCAGUCUCUGGACUCCAUCCUCAGUCCCACCUUUACCUGCGGCUCCACCAACGGCUGCUCAAGGCAGAGGUCAAGGCCGAGCGGAAGGGGCGAGGCAUGUGGAAAGAGGAUAGCCUAUGGGAGAGGACCUCACAGGCUGUUUGGGACAACUCACUGGUCAGACUCAUCAGGAGGAUCUUCAAGUGGACAUGAUUGGUUGGUUGAGUGACUGACUGUCUGAUUGGCUGAUUUCAAUUAGGCUUGACAGUAAGUUCAUGAUUGUUACAAGGCUCAGGCCUGUCUCAGAAUACGGCUGUGUCAUUAUGUGUCUGUGUUUGUGAAGUGGAUCAUCUAUUUGUCAACUGAUUGCCCAGAGAUUUGCUCUCAAAAUAAAAAAUGGACAAUAUUCACACGAUUAUCUGUACAAACAAUCUUUUCUCCUGUUCUUUACUAUCGGGGAAAAGUGUGAAACGAUGUCUCAAACGAAUGGGGGUAUCGACAAAAUCGUAGACAUGGGACAAAAAAAAAAAAAACGUUUUGACCCACUUCCUUAUUAAAGUUGAUAUAUAUCGUUGGACAUUAAACGCACUGACACGGCAUUGACAAGACAGAAUAGAAACCAGUCUACUUACAGUUGGUGUUCCCCUUCGUAGGUCAGAAUGUGUUGAUGUUUCAUUAGAUUAUGUAAAGAAACUUGGCUGUCAGAAAUCCACAAAUCCACAUCAAACGCAUGUGAAAUAAAUAUGCAUUUGGUUAAUUAAUUUCUGCAUUGUGUUUUAUAUUCUAGAAGAUGUUCAUUCAUGAAUAAGUAAUGCUGCAUGUAAAAGCCAUUGUGAAAUUUGAUGGGAGAUUGUGAUGGGGGCGAUUUACAAAUUCUCUUUGUGGAGGUACCUCAGAAAGCACUGGUUGGAUAGAGGGUAAUUUCAUGCUAAUAUAUUUAAAUGAUGCCCAUCUGUAUAUAGAAAUUAGUUGUUAUUUUCUAAGUUAUUCAGUCAAUAUAAUAACAUUGACGUAUCAUUGAAGAAUAUGUAUUUUAAAAUAUUUCACAUUCAAAUGGAAUACCUGAAAUCCCACCAAAAUAUCUGUCUUCUAUUGAUUUUCAGUCUCUAAACAAUUGUUUAUGUGCUUAUAGUACAGUCAGUAUUUGAUUUGUUGUUGUAAUUAAAAACAGAGUAGAUUGUUCUAUUUAUUCUAUUCCAUUAUGAAGAUGAUUGAUGUAAAUAUUGAAGACUAUUGAAUGGUUCUCAUGUUCAGCUAAAGAGGUAGACAACUUCUGACGUGGACUAGAGUGACGUGGACUAGAGUGACGUGGACCAGAGUGACGUGGACCAGGGUGACGUGGACCAGGGUGACGUGGACCAGGGCGACGUGGACCAGGGCGACGUGGACCAGGGCGACGUGGACCAGGGCGACGUGGACCAGGGCGACGUGGACCAGGGCGACGUGGACCAGGGCGACGUGGACCAGGGCGACGUGGACCAGGGCGACGUGGACCAGGGCGACGUGGACCAGGGCGACGUGGACCAGGGCGACGUGGACCAGGGCGACGUGGACCAGAGCGACGUGGACCAGAGCGACGUGGACCAGAGCAGUCAGCCAGGUCUUCCUGUACUAGACUGAGCUGUAGCUAGAAACCAGAAUAUUCAGAAGGCUUUAGCUGGACCAUGGUAGACAGAGAGAUGGAGGACUAGAGAUAACGGAUAAGGAAAUAAUAUCUGUUGUUUUCACCUGUCUAAAUAAUGUUGUUUUAUCCUGUCUAAAUAAUGUUGUUUUAUCCUGUCUAAAUAAUGUUGUUUUAUCCUGUCUAAAUAAUGUUGUUUUAUCCUGUCUAAAUAAUGUUGUUUUAUCCUGUCUAAAUAAUGUUGUUUUAUCCUGUCUAAAUAAUGUUUUAUCCUGUCUAAAUAAUGUUGUUUUAUCCUGUCUAAAUAAUGUUGUUUUAUCCUGUCUAAAUAAUGUUGUUUUAUCCUGUCUAAAUAAUGUUUUCACCUGUCUAAAUAAUGUUGUUUUAUCCUGUCUAAAUAAUGUUUUCACCUGUCUAAAUAAUGUUGUUUUAUCCUGUCUAAAUAAUGUUUUCACCUGUCUAAAUAAUGUUGUUUUAUCCUGUCUAAAUAAUGUUUUCACCUGUCUAAAUAAUGUUUUCACCUGUCUAAAUAAUGUUGUUUUAUCCUGUCUAAAUAAUGUUGUUUUAUCCUGUCUAAAUAAUGUUGUUUUAUCCUGUCUAAAUAAUGUUGUUUUAUCCUGUCUAAAUAAUGUUGUUUUAUCCUGUCUAAAUAAUGUUUUAUCCUGUCUAAAUAAUGUUUUAUCCUGUCUAAAUAAUGUUUUCACCUGUUUAAAUAAUGUUUUCACCUGUUUAAAUAAUGUUUUCACCUGUCUAAAUAAUGUUUUCACCUGUCUAAAUAAUGUUUUCACCUGUCUAAAUAAUGUUUUCACCUGUUUAAAUAAUGUUUUCACCUGUUUAAAUAAUGUUUUCACCUGUCUAAAUAAUGUUUUCACCUGUCUAAAUAAUGUUGUUUUAUCCUGUCUAAAUAAUAUUGGUUGUUUUCACAGGUCUGAAGAGGCAUGUUUUGAUGUUUCAGAAGUCCAGAUGUUUUUAGCAGGAGAAAAAAAACAGUGGGAGUUAAAGAAGCCUGUCUUAUCUAGAUAAAUAAAACAACUUGGUUUUAUUUCAUCUCAAGAACAUAAUCAAUAGUUAAAUUGGCAUUCUUUUUUUGGGGUCAAAAUACUAAUCUAUUUUAUCUGGCAAUGAAAAGCGUCAUAGACAGAUUUUCUAAGUGUUUAUAACUGAAAGGUUUCCACAUGUAAUUGUAAACAAAUAAAUAACUUUUACCUUC
Oncorhynchus tshawytscha (Chinook salmon) is the source of this 3406-nucleotide messenger RNA. RefSeq names its product c18h3orf33 homolog (H. sapiens) (gene miso1). The transcript has 5 exons. Bases 45 to 788 code for a protein of 247 amino acids. Lineage: Eukaryota; Metazoa; Chordata; Actinopteri; Salmoniformes; Salmonidae. The record is from RefSeq and is a predicted model, not a curated record.